AAAGAAAACAGCGAAUUCUAUUCCUAUAAUCUGAUGCGUGGUUUUUUCCGUUCACAAUUUUCUCUUUCUCUCUCCUCACACCAAACUGCAACAGCUUCCUCCAUUCAUCUCAUUACUUUCUUAUUUGCGGAGUUUCAUUUGUGUCUUUCUCUCUGAUCUUUCACGGACUCCUGUUCGUUUUGCUUUGUCAACCUAUUUUGCAAAAAAGUUCUCUUUUUUUUGGCCCCUUUUUUGGUUUCUUAAACGCGUUAAUCAUUCUGGUUUUGUUGGGUCAAUGGGGUAUCAAUUUCUAGAAUCACGGCUUCAGAUUUUGGGGUGUGGGGGUUAUUGAUUUGGGUUGAAGGAAUGUAGCUGGAGGAGGUGGUUUUGUGCUCUGAAUAAGAAUUUCAUCCUCAUUGAUGGGGAUGUUGUAAAUUUAUUAAAUUUGAUUCAUUUCAUUUACCCUUUGUCCUGGAUACGCUGAAUUUGAUGACUUGAUUGUGAAAUCUCAUUGGAUUUGGGUGGAUAGUUGAAGAAAGUUUGGAUUUUUUACUCUGGUGAAUCUGUGGAUAAUCGGUUUGGUUUGGUCCUUCUUUUUCCCUCUCCAUUUGGGAUUGUUCACAAUCACUUGUUGAAUUGGGCACAAAUCUAAGAAGAAAAUAUCCUUGCAGUUGCUGGCUGUAGCUGUAUUGAAGGUUAUUUCAUUAUGGAGCAUGUGAUUGGUGGGAAGUUUAAACUGGGAAGAAAAAUUGGGAGUGGGUCUUUUGGGGAGCUCUAUUUAGGUGUUAAUGUACAAACUGGAGAGGAGGUGGCUGUAAAGUUGGAACCUGUAAAGACCAGGCAUCCACAGCUUCACUAUGAGUCAAAAUUGUACAUGCUUCUUCAAGGAGGAACGGGGAUUCCCCACCUCAAAUGGUUUGGAGUUGAGGGAGACUACAAUGUCAUGGUUAUUGACCUUCUUGGACCAAGUCUAGAAGAUUUAUUCAAUUAUUGCAACCGGAAGUUCUCAUUGAAGACAGUGUUAAUGCUUGCUGAUCAAUUGCUUAACAGAGUUGAAUAUAUGCAUUCAAGAGGUUUCCUUCACCGUGACAUAAAGCCAGACAAUUUUCUAAUGGGCCUAGGACGAAAAGCAAAUCAAGUGUACGCCAUUGACUAUGGCCUUGCUAAAAAAUAUAGGGAUCUUCAGACUCAUAGGCAUAUACCAUACAGGGAAAACAAGAACCUUACAGGCACAGCACGCUAUGCAAGUGUCAACACUCAUCUUGGCAUUGAACAAAGCAGAAGGGAUGAUCUGGAAUCUCUUGGUUAUGUGCUCAUGUAUUUCUUGAGAGGAAGUCUUCCUUGGCAGGGUCUGAAGGCUGGCACCAAAAAACAAAAGUAUGAUAAAAUCAGUGAGACGAAGGUGUCAACUCCCAUAGAGGUGCUGUGCAAGUCAUACCCCUCUGAGUUUGUAUCAUACUUCCAUUAUUGCCGAUCAUUGCGGUUUGAGGACAAGCCAGAUUAUUCAUAUUUAAAGAGACUUUUCCGAGACCUGUUUAUUCGAGAAGGCUAUCAGUUUGACUAUGUUUUCGACUGGACAAUGUUGAAGUAUCCACAGAUUGGUGGCAGCUCUAGAGGGAGGCUUGGAGCUGGCAAGGCAGCUAUGAAUGCAGGUCCACCUGUACAAAAACCAGAAAAGAUCUCAGUUGGGAAAGAGAUUCGAGAGAAACUCUCUGGUGCGGUUGAAGCAUUCUCCCGGAGGAACCCUGCAAGUCCUGGUCCUCGUGGUGAUCACACCAAACAUAGGACUUAUGAGGAUGUACCUGUACAGAAGGAUUUGCAUUAUGCCCAACAUAGUUCCACUCGAUAUGGCAGCAGUUCAAGAAGAGCCAUGAUCUCAUCAAACAAGCAAAUUUCCUCAAGUGAUUACACUGGCAGGCUAGCCUCAAGUGGUAGCCGUCCAUCUGGUGCUCAUAGAAUUCAACCUGUGUAUGACUCCAAACCAGCAACUUAUACACGCAGUGGCUCUACAAGAGGCCACCGUGAUGAUCCUCUGCACAGCUUUGAGCUUCUCUCUAUUAGGAAGUAAUCAAGUAAAGGGUGUGUCAUUUUGUUGUCAUUUCUGAAUUCUGACACACCUGAGAUGCAAGAUCAGCUUUUAUUCAAGAGUAGUCUCAAGCAUUAUGGACAGAAACCGAAGAAUCAAGUUCAUAUGGAUAUUAAUGAAUUAUCUAUGGAGUCAUAAUGGCAUGAUCUCCUGACAUCUUUUUUGGACCAAGGUGGACUUUUUUCUGCCCUCCAAAAUUCCUUCAGAAGGUUUCUCAGUCACUGUAACGUGGUUCUUAAAAUGUCAAAAAAAUAACUGAGGUUUUUUUUUUAUAUUUAGUUUCUGUACUAGAUGAAACUUGAGUUAUAGUAAGUUUUAUGAUACACUAUUUGUUUGUUAAACAAUGAGGUCCAACGCUACCUGUAUGUUAUUUAACACUUUUCCUUAAGAAUGAAAUUCAUUGACAAGCUAGAUUUGGUUACAAACUAGCUAUUUCAACAAUA
This is a messenger RNA of Abrus precatorius (Indian licorice), 2508 nucleotides long. RefSeq names its product casein kinase 1-like protein 6. The transcript has 14 exons. Bases 686 to 2047 code for a protein of 453 amino acids. NCBI's taxonomy places the organism in Eukaryota, Viridiplantae, Streptophyta, Magnoliopsida, Fabales, Fabaceae. Gene Ontology annotation, molecular function: protein serine/threonine kinase activity; ATP binding. Gene Ontology annotation, biological process: signal transduction; peptidyl-serine phosphorylation; endocytosis. Gene Ontology annotation, cellular component: cytoplasm; nucleus. The record is from RefSeq and is a predicted model, not a curated record.